AUGUCCUCAACCGAAGCUCAACUACAAGCCUUCUCAUCUCCUGGAGAAGAUGCAAUUACUAGAUCUCUAGAUGUCUCUUCUGAAAAAACGCCAGCUCCAGGAUCGAGUAGCUUCUUUGCUUACUACGAGAUUGAAAAUACCGUCAGAAAGAUUGAACAAGGAAACUAUAAACGGUUCCCGGACGAGCUGCUACAUGACUCUGUACCAAUAUUCCGCACUCUCCAAGAAAGGCUGGGUCCGCAAAGAGAAGCAUACGUUCUCGCUGACACGUCAUAUGGCAGCUGUUGCGUUGACGAGGUUGCUGCAUCACAUGUGGAUGCAGACGUCCUAGUACACUACGGACACGCAUGUUUAAGCCAGACAUCCCGAUUGCCAAUUAUUUACGUCUUUGGUCAAAAGACGCUUAACGUGGAAGACUGCGUCGAUAAAAUCUCUACUUAUCUGAUGGACAAUGUCGAAAAUCUACGGGACACCAAGGUCCUUCAUCUAAGGCAUGACGUUGGCUUCACACACCUCGGUGACGAGCUUGCUAGGUUACUUCGGCUUGCAACGAACGAUCGAUACUGUAUAAAAUAUGAACACCUGCCGGAGCAAACCAUACCUAGAUCUGCAGGUACAAAUGACCCACAUCAAGCAGGGCGUUCGGCAGCUAUCAAUGAACCAAUUAUAUGCGCAGCUUCAACAUCGUCAAGCGACUCCUCAUUGAAUAGGACUUUAAUGGUUUGGGUCGGCGAGGAACCGCCAACGCUCACCAAGAUCUUGAUGACUUCAUCUGGGAGUAAUGUAAUUUCGUAUAAUCCACAGUCAGGCGUCGUCCAAGAGCAGACAUACCGAACGAACAAGCUCCUGAUGCGGCGAUACGCAAUCCUUCAAAAAGCUCGGGAUGCAGACGUCUUCGGUAUCCUCGUCGGCACGCUCGGAGUUGCAUCAUAUUUGCCUCUGAUGAAAUACCUCCGAGAACGUCUAAAGCGAGCACACAAAAAAUCCUACACAGUCUCUGUAGGGAAGAUCAAUCCAGCCAAGCUUGCGAACUUCAUGGAGAUUGAAUGUUGGGUAUGGGUUGCAUGUAGUGAGGGUAUAGUAGAUUCAAAGGACUACCUUCGACCGAUCAUCACUCCGUACGAACUCGAGCUUGCAUUGCAGCCAGAACCCGACUGGACAGGAAAAUAUAUCUUUGAUUUCGAAGAGCUUCUUGCAAAAGCGUCGCUUGAUGGAGAAAACGAGGAGAGGAAAGAAGACGCUGACCUAGAUCGACCAAUGUUCUCUCUCGUCAGUGGGACGUACCGUCAUGCCAAGCGAUACGGUGUCGGCAACGACGAGAAAGAGGAAACCGUAAUAGACUCUAAAGAGCUCACAGUUCGCACGCAAGACAAUGCACUAACGAAGAUGGAUGACAGUGCAGCAGCUCAGUUUCUUCACGCACGAUCGUACCAAGGAUUAGAUCCUCGUUUAGGCCAAGAUGCACCUAGUUUACUGGAACAAGGUCGAAGUGGGAUCGCCCGUGGGUACAGUGACGAUCAUCGAGAAUCAACUGGAUAAGAAACCUCGAAACUUGAAUUGACUAUCAGGUUGUAUUGUAGUUGCC
Fomitiporia mediterranea MF3/22 is the source of this 1585-nucleotide messenger RNA. Its product is annotated as diphthamide biosynthesis protein. Gene Ontology annotation, molecular function: 2-(3-amino-3-carboxypropyl)histidine synthase activity. The transcript has 11 exons. Bases 1 to 1539 code for a protein of 512 amino acids. The record is from RefSeq and is a predicted model, not a curated record. NCBI's taxonomy places the organism in Eukaryota, Fungi, Basidiomycota, Agaricomycetes, Hymenochaetales, Hymenochaetaceae. Gene Ontology annotation, biological process: protein histidyl modification to diphthamide.